Molecule: messenger RNA, 5162 nt
Organism: Miniopterus natalensis
Lineage: Eukaryota; Metazoa; Chordata; Mammalia; Chiroptera; Miniopteridae
Gene: PIP4K2B
Product: phosphatidylinositol-5-phosphate 4-kinase type 2 beta
Biological process (GO): phosphatidylinositol phosphate biosynthetic process
Cellular component (GO): plasma membrane
Molecular function (GO): 1-phosphatidylinositol-5-phosphate 4-kinase activity; 1-phosphatidylinositol-4-phosphate 5-kinase activity
Source: RefSeq, a predicted model, not a curated record
AUGUCGUCCAACUGCACCAGCACCACGGCGGUGGCGGUGGCGCCACUCAGCGCCAGCAAGACCAAGACCAAGAAGAAGCAUUUUGUGUGCCAGAAAGUGAAGCUAUUCCGGGCCAGCGAGCCGAUCCUCAGCGUCCUGAUGUGGGGGGUGAACCACACGAUCAAUGAGUUGAGCAAUGUCCCUGUUCCUGUCAUGCUAAUGCCAGAUGACUUCAAAGCAUACAGCAAGAUCAAGGUGGACAAUCAUCUCUUCAAUAAGGAGAACCUUCCUAGCCGCUUCAAGUUUAAGGAGUACUGCCCCAUGGUGUUUCGGAAUCUUCGGGAAAGAUUUGGGAUUGACGAUCAGGAUUACCAGAAUUCAGUGACGCGCAGCGCCCCUAUCAACAGUGACAGCCAGGGCCGAUGUGGCACACGUUUCCUCACCACCUAUGACCGGCGCUUUGUCAUCAAGACUGUGUCAAGUGAGGAUGUGGCUGAGAUGCACAACAUCUUAAAGAAGUACCACCAGUUCAUAGUGGAGUGUCACGGCAACACCCUUUUGCCACAGUUCCUGGGCAUGUACCGCCUGACUGUGGAUGGUGUGGAAACCUACAUGGUGGUCACCAGGAAUGUGUUCAGCCAUCGGCUCACUGUACACCGCAAGUAUGACCUCAAGGGUUCUACUGUUGCCAGAGAAGCGAGUGACAAAGAGAAGGCCAAGGACUUGCCAACAUUUAAAGACAACGACUUCCUCAACGAAGGGCAGAAGCUGCAUGUGGGAGAGGAGAGUAAAAAGAACUUCCUGGAAAAACUGAAACGGGAUGUAGAGUUUCUGGCCCAGCUGAAGAUCAUGGACUACAGUCUGCUGGUGGGCAUCCAUGAUGUGGACCGGGCAGAGCAGGAGGAGAUGGAGGUGGAAGAGCGGGCAGAGGACGAGGAAUGUGAGAAUGACGGGAUGGGCGGCAACCUGCUCUGCUCCUAUGGCACACCUCCGGACAGCCCUGGCAACCUCCUCAGCUUUCCUCGGUUCUUUGGUCCUGGGGAAUUCGACCCCUCUGUUGAUGUUUAUGCCAUGAAAAGCCAUGAAAGUGCCCCCAAGAAGGAGGUCUAUUUCAUGGCCAUCAUUGAUAUCCUCACACCAUAUGAUGCUAAGAAGAAAGCUGCACAUGCUGCCAAAACAGUGAAACAUGGGGCGGGGGCCGAGAUCUCAACUGUGAACCCUGAGCAGUACUCCAAACGCUUCAACGAGUUCAUGUCCAACAUCCUGACGUAGUGACCUUCUACCUUCAGCCACAGCCAAGAAUGAGAUAUGGGGUUGGGGAUUGGAAGGGGGAGAGGGUGUAUUUGGGCUAGAUGGGAGGGGUGGGAGCACAGUGGGGGGUCAGGGAGGCCUUUAGCAGUGAGACUACAGCCUGUGACACUGAAAGGGAUUCUAGGGAGGAGGGGAUGUGCUGUGUGUGCAGGUGCUCACAGGAUGUAGCCUCACCUUCUUACCUUUGAUUCCCACCCCCCCAUUUGACCCAGGUUUAAAAAGGGUUUCCUUUUUGUUACCUUGUAGCCUUUUAAAAUACCUUGAGGCUAGAGGUGACUGUGGGUUUAUUUGGGUUUUUCUGAAAUUUCAUUGCUCCACGUUUGCUGUUUAUAAUGAUGUAUGUCAUCACCCUAUCCACCUUCCCCAUCCCUACCCUAGUUCCCUUGGAUUUAUAGAGGCACCCCAUAGACCCAGCCAAGGGUCCUCUCAGAGCCAAGUGCUCUGGCACCAGAGGAGAGGAGGUCAGAUACCUCAUCCCUGCUGGAUUAACUUUUUAAUUUCAUGAAGUAUUGUGUACAACUUUACCUUUCCUCCUUGGAUCCAAGUGAUUCCUGCAUCUAAAUGCUGUCCUCCUGAAGGAACACUCCAGAUCAACGUCAGUCAUCUUGGAUCAGAAUCAAAGAUCUCAGAGGGGAGUGAGUUCAUCCUCAUGGGAUGGUGAGGGUGACGGUUGCUGCUGGCCUCUCGGAGAGCUGGUUCUCAGAGAGCUCGUGAUCAUUACUCAAGCCCCAGGGCUCUCUCGGGCUCUGGAGUUCAGAUGUAUUCUCUAUAAAGCCUGCCUCCCACUUGGUCAAGAGAAACUAGGAAGGACCCUGUGCUUAAGUGAUAUUUUUCCCCCUUGGAGAAACCCCAGAAGCUGAUGAGUAUCAAAUGAGGGCUUGUGCCCUCCAUCCAUUUACUUCCUUCUGACCUUUUCCCAGGCACCUUCACUUGUAGGUGAGCUUUUAGCUGAGGGCAGAUCUCCAGGUGCCUGGGGUGCUCCUUGCAGAGAUUCCUCUUCAAGCCCCAGGGCUACCAUGCCGAUAAUCUGACUCCCUGUGCCUGUGGUUUGUCACCUGGACAUUAUGGGUUAUGGCCGGCAGGGAGUGAUGCCUCCCACCUUGGAGUGUGGUGCCCAAGCCUGAGGUCGUUUCUGGAUCACUUGACGAUGUGACUCAGGAAAUCAAAUCUGGAGGCUUGAGGUGGAAUUGGACCUGGACUCAGCCUUGGGGCUGUUUUUCCUUGAUGUCCCCAUCUAGACUUUUAACAGAUCUGCCACCUACAGGCUUCCUCAGGAGUGGCAUCCUGCCCCUUCCUUCAGGAUCUCCACCCACCUUCUGAGCCUUGCUAUCCAGGCCUCAGAAUUGAACUGUGUGUCAUUCUGUGAUAACAUCAGAGCAGCCUGGUCUGUGAUGAGAAAACAGCCCUGUGUUGGUGGAGGUACAUUCCUGUAUCUUCUCAACCUUUUACCAGUAACUGGUGAUUGCAGAUGAGAUAUGGUAAAACAUGUAGGUAACUCCACAGAUGCGAAGAAAGUUUGUGGAAGCAUUUUGAAUGAAUGGAUUGGAUUCUUGUGGCUCCUCCAAACAUGGCCAAACUCAGCUUCUGGAGCAGGAACCAGCAUGGUCUCUGUGCCCUACUCACAGCAUUUAGGUCAGGAGGGAAUGGAGACAGCAUUCUUGGACUCCUCUGGGACUGCUGGGACCCUUCUAGAAGAGGCAGAUGGGUCAAACAACUGCCCUGGCCCCAGGAAGAGGCCAUAGGUAACUGAACAUCAGCAGUAAGACCAUGAGGUGACUUGAGGAAGGACUUGAAACCAAGAGGCUCAUGGAGAAAACAAAACUGACUUAGGAAGGGGUUAUAUAGGAAUAAUGUUUGGACUUGAUUUCUCCACCUUCUAAUCAAGAAUAAAAAUUUGGAUCUGCUCAUAGUCAGGCCAGCAUCUCCAAAGGUUGGCAGGCUGUCCUCCGGCAGCCUCCACAGCCUUGGACUCCCACCGGCUCCCUGCAUUUGGUCUGAUCAUGUUGCCAUUAAUGUGUAUGAAACGUGUAACAAUCCUAUCAGUUGAAGAUGAGCUACCAGGUAUCUGACUUGUUUAACAUUGAGUUUUUGUGAUUUUGUGGAGUUUAUUUUUUUGUAUAUUGUUUACAUUUUGAGAGGUAGCAUUCUGUUUCAAAUGCUCUUUUGUGUUUCUGACAGUGUUGUUGAUUGGGUUGGAACAUUUGAGCUGUGGUUUGGUGAACUUUAGAUUUUUUUUAAAAGGUCAUUCUGUGCUAUUUUCAAAACCUUGGGUUUGGCCCUCUAAUUCUUUUGGCAUUCAGAUGUUUAAAAGCUAUUUAUCUGGGUUUAUACAGGUUUUCUUUCUCUCCUUUUUAUAAUGAUGAAGAUAUAUUUGGUUUGCAGUCUGAAUGUAAAGAAGGUGAACUGACCCCCACACUUUCGUCUGCCCCCACUUCCCCUCCCCAAAUUUUACCAUUCCCUUUCUGAGCAGUAGAAGGCAUCCGAGGGGAAGUAGCUACCCUCAACCUCACUCUUUGGAGCCAUGAAACUCAGCUGCCUGAUGGCAUCCUAGAAUGAUUUUGGGUCUCCCAAGAACAAAGGAAUAAGAAUAGGACAUGGCUGACUGGGUGAGGUCUGGAGGAGCUAAGGGCAGGAUUUGUCUACCAGUCCCUCUCAUCCUGCUCCUGUUCUGAAAGUCUAUAGACAGGAGACUAUAGUCUCCUAGGUUUCCCAGCCAAAGCGAGGGGUUGACUGAAAACUCCACUGAGACUACUAGAUGGAGGCCUGUGGCCCUUGUUCCUGUUCAUGAACCACUGAGUCUUAUCCUCCCAGUGGGAGCUCCUUCUGUGUGCCCCACAGUGGGGGUUAGGGGGCAGGGUUGGGAAGCCAGCAGUUCCAGGAGCACAAACUGAAGUGCUCCAUCUCCCCUUAUCUUGCUCAGGAGCUACUGGUCUGUGGCAGGUGCCACAAGUCACCCCUGUGGCUAUUCUCAGUGCACUCCCUAAAUUCCCACCACAGGCAGUUCUUCCUACUUCACUUCUUUCUCUUGCCUGUGCUUUAGGCCUCAAGCAGGUCCCCUGGUAGUACUCAGGGCUUGGGACUACAGAUCCUGCCCUGGGGAGGUGAACCAAAGACCCAGGGCUUUUCUCAGUAGCCAGUCCCACCCCCAAUUGUCUUUUUACCAGUUCAAGUUGGAGAAAAAACUUCAGCACUGCCCAGCAUUUGAGCUACUCAAGUGUCAGGGGCCGGAAGUAUUUAAACAAUCCUUAGAGCUCUGGCCUUAGAUCUGUGGCUCCAAGUCUAGGGACCUCACCCCUUCUGGCAGAAAUGUGUGGAGGGGGCAUCCACUCUGAGCACAGGAAUCAAAGGGAAAACACAUUCAAAUAACUGCCCCUAAACAUACCAGCCAUCUGCAGGGGGCAGUCACAGGGCCCUAGCCUUCCUCUGAGAAGUGCCACUUACAAAGAGUGCCUCCAAAGGGAAGAGGAGACUCAGCUCUCCCAGUGGGUUGUGCUGAGAUCCUCGGAGGCUGGAGAGGAAUCUUCCAGAGGAGCCCCUUCCCCUUGCUCAGGAGGAAGAAGGAACCAACCACCUUUGGGGGAAGGCCUGGUGCUGCUCAGCACACCCAAGCAUCAGGUCAGGUCAUUAUAAUUAAAAAAUGUGAAUUAAGUAUAGAUUCAAUUUUGGGGGAAGCAGGAUAAACUUUCACCCCACCAUGUGUGACUUCUCCAUUUCCCACUGCAAUUUCCAUUUUUUAAAUAGGAAUUUUUAGCCCCGUGCUUGUCUAAUGUCUGCUCGGAACAGUUCGAGACCCUGUUACUGUUUUAAAAUGCAUGCGUGUUAAGAUGAAUCUUCAACCCGAGGAAAAUAAAACUCAAAAAGCUUUGUGUACA